Molecule: messenger RNA, 1562 nt
Organism: Nymphaea colorata (pocket water lily)
Lineage: Eukaryota; Viridiplantae; Streptophyta; Magnoliopsida; Nymphaeales; Nymphaeaceae
Product: barley B recombinant-like protein D
Exons: 5
Coding region: 272-1189 (305 amino acids)
Biological process (GO): response to ethylene
Cellular component (GO): nucleus
Molecular function (GO): sequence-specific DNA binding; DNA-binding transcription factor activity
Source: RefSeq, a predicted model, not a curated record
GCUCGGGGAGGAGAAAAAAGAGAGGGAGAGCAGAGGGAGAAGAAGGUUUAGGCGGGAAGGGUUUUGAGGAACUCGCGCGGCUGUCACUCCAGGUGCUCCGUUUACUUUCUAAGGGGUUGGACUUUAAACCUACAAGUUGAAGGAGGUAAAGGAUUCACUUCAGGUGCAGGAUUAUGUCAUUGCUAUCACGAAGAUAACCUCCUCAAUACCAUCUCACAAGUUUAGCGGAUUAUGCAUAGCUUGCUGCGUGGUUAUUGAAAUUGAAUGGAUCAUGGAGAAAGGUGGGCAAAGAGAAAAUGGGCACAAGCCAGAUCAGUACAAGCCUAUGCUUUCUCAUCAGUGGAUUCCGCCUCCACAGUCGAUGAAGGAUCACACAGCCAUGAAACUGAUGGCCGUCAUGGCUGAGAGAGAUGCUGCUAUCCAGCAGAGAGAUGCGGCAGUCAAUGAGAAAAAAGCUGCCCUGUCUGAGAGAGAUAUAGCCAUAAUUCACCGGGAUGCUGCAUAUGCCGAGAGAAAUGCAGCUUGGAUGGAGCGUGAUGCAGCAAUAGCUGCACUGGAGUAUGCAAGGGAGAAUGGGAUGGCCUGUCCUCCAAGUGUUCAUGUUGCCAACUCACGGGUGAGUGGUGGUAAGUAUAUCCAUUCGGAUGCGGCUUGCCACGUUAGAGAAACUCCAAUGACUAACGUCUACCCAAUGUCAGUAUCAGAUGCUGUUCUUAACGUAAAACCGGGACGUGUGAGGGCACCAAGGAAAGAGAGGAAAGUGGUCACUGCCCUGAAGCCUACUCCAAGGACGAGGAAACCAAGGAGAGGGGGGGCUGGCGAAGAUCUGAACAAGCAGAUCCCGAAACAUGAGUGGAAGGAUCAAGGCUUGGGACUGAAUCAAGUGGCGUUUGACGACUCGACCAUGCCAAUCCCUGUGUGCUCCUGCACGGGCGAGUUUCAGCAGUGCUACAAAUGGGGGAACGGAGGAUGGCAGUCUGCUUGCUGCACAACCACGAUGUCACUGUACCCGCUUCCUGUCCUGCCCAACAAGAAACAUACACGAAUGGGUGGCCGGAAGAUGAGCGGCAGCGCCUUCGGCAAACUUCUCAACAAGUUGGCUGCAGAAGGCUACGACUUGUCGAUGCCGUUGGAUCUGAAGGAUCACUGGGCUAAACAUGGGACAAACCGCUACAUCACCAUUAAGUAGAUUUUGCAAGAGGCGGCGGUUGUGAACAUGCAUGACGAUUUUGUGCACAUACACAUUAUUGUGUAGGAUGGGUAGGUCGAGGUUGCGGAGGAACCUCUGUUUGAUCCUUUGUAUUUUCGUUUGGGACUUCUGUUUUUGAGGGAAUGGAUGAAAGGGGUCUGCGGCAAGGUAAUAGGUGGAGGUAUGUCUGUCACUUUUGGCCGUGGUGUUUGGAUUCUUUCCUGUUUAGGGGCCUUUUCUAACGGCAAAGAACUUUUGUGGGGUGUACUGGGCGAGGUGGAACUUGCACUUCCUGCGACGCCCCGUUCACUUUGCUUGUGACUUUAACUUAAAUUUCAUCCACUUUACUAACAACUUUCAAAAUUUUGGACAA